Brassicogethes aeneus is the source of this 465-nucleotide messenger RNA. NCBI's taxonomy places the organism in Eukaryota, Metazoa, Arthropoda, Insecta, Coleoptera, Nitidulidae. The record is from the annotation of a GenBank genome assembly.
AUGGAUAAACUGAUGGAAGAGCAACGUAAAAAGAAUAGACAACCAUUGAAAUCACUUCAGGAGGUGUGUGAAAAGAUUACUGCCAUACGAACUAAGAACUGGUUCAAGAGUCGCUACAUUGUACAUUGUUACUUUAGGUUAAAAAAACAUGGAUUUCGAAAUCCUGAAAAUGCAAAUCAAGCGCAAGUUUUUAUACUCGGGGAAUUAUCGCUGAAGAAAAAAGAAACCUCUGUUCCUGCUACUAGUACAUGCACACUGGACGAGGAUGAGGACGUAGACAAUCAACAGCUAUCAACAUCGAUAGGUUCUACACCUCAUGUUGCCUCCAGUGGUUCUUAUUUAUUUAAAUUCUUAAAUAAUCGAAUAGCCACGGUUGCUAAAAAAGCGACAAUAACCUCAGAUUCGAUCAUCAUGCUGCGGCAGUAUCUGGGAGUAGUCCCAGUCUACCUUACAACCGCUUUUUAA